Messenger RNA from Triticum dicoccoides, 1484 nucleotides. RefSeq names its product maspardin-like. The transcript is spliced from 8 exons. NCBI's taxonomy places the organism in Eukaryota, Viridiplantae, Streptophyta, Magnoliopsida, Poales, Poaceae. Bases 107 to 1186 code for a protein of 359 amino acids. The record is from RefSeq and is a predicted model, not a curated record.
CUGUAAUACACGUAAAGCCAGUCCACUAGAUGCGAUUUGCUCUUCCCCUCCGAUUUGCCGUCCCCGGUCUCGCUGCCGCUCUGGUCGGAGGCUGUGAGAGAGGGAGAUGACGGGACUAGGUGGCGGCGCGGCGGCCCCCGGGGACUACGUCUACUUCAAGUCCGUCGUCCCGCUCCACAAGAUCUCUAUUGGAUCAAAAUUGUGGAGAUAUUAUGAUUUUGGCCCCAAGGCUGUGCCACCCCUUAUCUGCAUCCCAGGAAUUGCUGGGACGGCUGAUGUAUACUAUAAACAGAUAAUGUCCCUCUCUAUGAAGGGUUAUCGAGUAAUAUCUAUUGAUGUUCCCCAAGUUUAUAAUCACCAUGAAUGGAUUCAUUCCUUUGAAAAGUUUUUGGACUCCAUGAAUAUCCAUCAUCAGGUUCAUAUCUGUGGUACAUCUCUUGGUGGAUUUCUUGCACAAAUAUUCGCUCAAUACCGCCCAAGGAGAGUAAAGUCCUUGGUGCUAUCAAAUACCUUUCUUGAGACACACAAGUUUGCUGCUGCUAUGCCAUGGUCUCCACUUGUCAGCUGGACCCCUUCUUUUUUGCUGAAGAGGUAUCUCUUAACAGGAAUCCGAGAUGGUCCACAUGAACCAUUCAUUGCAGAUUCUGUGGAUUUUGUAGUGGGUCAGGUAGAGACAUUAUCAAGAGAAGACCUUUCGUCAAGGUUGAUAUUAAAUGUUAAUGUUGCAUCAGUUGGGUCAUUAUCGCUACCUGAUUCAUUCAUCACAAUAAUGGAUACGAACGACUACUCUGCUGUUCCUCAGCAGUUGAAGGACCAAGUGAAUGAAAGGUAUCCAAGUGCAAAGCGUGCAGUACUGAGGACUGGUGGGGAUUUUCCCUUCCUGUCACGUCCAGAUGAGGUCAAUUUGUACCUUCAGCUACACUUAAGGCGAGUUGGAGUAGAACCAAGACCAGAUCUAGUCCAGGGUUUCACACGGGAUGGUAGCUCCGGCUCAAACGACCACGAAGAUGGAAACAGUUUUGAUGACCAUCCCACAGAUGAUGGGGACCGUAGUUCAGGCAGCGAUGGCCGUAAGACAGAGCACUCUGAAUCAGGGCCACCUAAUUCAGAUGGACUGGUACCAACAAGCAUAGUGCUAGGCAUGGUCAGUUCAGCUCUCCAUGUUUCCCUAUGUGCGUGCUCAUGAUGCAUCAUUACUAUACAUCCGUUUUGUAUAUUUCUUCAAGCCGGUUGUUUAAUGUAUGAAGUAGUGAAUUAUGCCUUUUAGUAUAGAACUCGUCUGUUAGAAUAUCAGCAGACCCGUGAGUGGCGCAACUGCAUUGGAACAACUGAUGGAAUUCAUUCAUGUAUUUUGUGUAAUAGGAAUUUCUUCUUUAUUCUGUGUUUGUAGGCUCGUACAUUGAUGAAUUAUAGAUGCCCGAGACAUGUGAUUGUGGUUGCUUGUUUUUCUUUGAACCGAAUAAAUUGCAUAACCUCGAUAAUUU